AUGGUCACCAGCACAUCUCUCUCGCCGAUGGAGUCGGCCCCAUCCUUUCCCGCAUCGCCUUCAUCCGGUCCCCGAAAACGCUCUAUUCACGAGAUUGAUGAUGUCCAAAUACCCUCGCCAACUGCGAAGCGACCAUUGACCGAAUUCGCCGGCGAAAACCAAGAAAAUUACGAUCCAUCCUUUACCUCCCAAACUGACGCCAUCACUUCCCCGCCAGUUGAAAUCAAGCGUACCCUUCCUCCUCCCCCUUCGGUGGAAAUCGUGAUGAGAAAAACACGUAAACAAGAUGAAGAUGGAGCUGGUUCCGGGGGGUCAGUAUCCCCGGGCACCAAUGCUACCUCUAAUGAGCCUAAUGCCCCGGCCUCCAAGAAACGCAAGGUAGUCUCUGCUGGCACAGAUUCCAAGCAACAAGAAAAAGCGGCCAAGGAACGCCAAAAAGCUGAGGAAAAGGCGAAGAAGGAGGAAGAGAAGGUAAAGAAGGAGGAGGAGAAAGCCAAGAGAGAAGAAGAGAGACGCCUCAAGGCAGAAGAGAAAAAGAAGCGCGAUGCUGAGCGCGAAGAGGAGAAACGACACAGAGAGGAAGAAAAGCGCAAGAAAGAUGCUCAACGUGAAGAGGAACGCAAGCAGCGUGACGAAAAGAAGAAGGCAAAGGAAGACGAAAAGGCUGCUAAGGAAGAAGAGAAGCGCAAAAAGGACGAGGAGAAGGAGAAGAAGACUCGAUCACAAUUGAAAUUGAACUCCUUCUUUGCCAAACCACCGCUGCCUUCUACUUCGUCAGGACAGGUGAUCACAGCUCCUUCGCCUAAGAAACCAUCUACUAUAGCCGAUUGCUCUCCCGAAACUCGUAGCGUGCAGUCGGACUAUGAGCGAGAGUUUCCUGCUUUCUUCUUGCAAUCUCAUACCGUUGUGGCACCUCCCCAUCGGUUUGAGCGUGAUCCCGAAUCCCUCAAGCACGUCCACGAAGUGAUAGAUAAAUAUCUACACAACGAAACCCCCAUCCAAAUACAUCCAUUCCGUCCGUCAGAAGUCUUCCAAAUAAUCCCCUUCCGUCGUGGACGUCGGCCAACGACCUCUGUCAGGGACAUACUAUUGCAGCUACAAAGAUCCGAAGAUUCAACUCAGACUCAAAAUCAGACCAUAAUGCCAUCUCCGAAGCCACAAGAACUUCUACGCAAGGUCGCAAUGAAGUCUCUCAAAUUUGGUGAGGACAUACGCCCUCCAUAUCAGGGAACUUAUACCCGGCGCGUGUCUGAGUUAUCCACGAGAAGACUCGCACGAAAUCCCUAUUACCGAGGCCUACCGGAUACCGAUUAUGAUUAUGAUUCUGAGGCGGAAUGGGAGGAACCCGAGGAGGGUGAAGAGCUAGACUCUGAAGAAGAAGAUGAAGGCAGUGAUGAUGGCGAGGAUGAUCUCGAGGGUUUCCUGGAUGACGAGGAUGAUGCCCUUGCUGAGGGCAAACGGCGACUCAUAGUUGGUGAUUUAGAGCCUGUUUCUACUGGAAUUAAGUGGGCUUCUAAUGGGGUCGAGCCUGAAAUGGAGGCCUAUCGGAUGGAGACUAUAUCCGAUACGGUCAAGCUCCCCAUCGACCCCUUCUCGACAGCAUACUGGGAGAAACCCAAGCCUGUGGAUCAAGCUCCUGCAAAAGCGCGACCCACAACAGCGAUAGACGGUUUCCUUGUUCCUGCAGUCCCUGGACAAAUGACGGGCAGUGCUUUACCUCCUACUUCGAAAGCGAAACGACCGUUCCCGCCAGACCAACUUGCCGAUUUCAAGGAAGCAGUUGAAGGCAGUGAUCUCAGUAAGAUUGGGUUGGUCGAGAUCUUAAAGAAACGAUUCCCCAAGGUGUCUAAGGAUACACUCAAAGCCACCCUCGAUCAAGUUGCUGCUCGUGUCGGGCAAAAAGAAGUUGACAAGAAAUGGGUUUCCGAGCAAAUACUUGCUUUCCCCAAAGCUAAUACACCAUGUGACUUGUCGCAUCGGGCGCAAGAUCCCACAUAUGUGCCUUUGCCUCCUUCACCUCCGGGAUCGCCCAUGUCGUCACUUGAAUCGUUGAAUGGAGGUGAGUUGGGCUCGGGCCGUGCCAGUCCCAUGGUAGAGGCCACUUCCAAUGGACACAAUCCCGGGCCCACAACGGCUUCUAUACCUGCGCUUGUGGAUGUCCCACAAAUAUCAUUCGAGGAUUUGGCCACUCUUUAUCACCAGAACCAGCGCAAACAAGCCCAAAGGAAGCGACUGGAGAAGCGCCUGCGUGCCACCAAGGUGUCUAUUGGCGUCUCUGCCCGUAUGAUUCGUGUCGGGCUGACUGCACAGCGGGGUCUCGUUGAAGCUCUCCGCCAUGAUGACAAGGCCAGUUUCGUUACUCUCUAUCAUACACUUCAAGACCUCCAGGAAUCAUGCCCUUCAUCUGCUCCUAACGAUAGCCACAAUGACUCCAUGGACGGGGAGCUAUCCUUAGGAACUGACAUUGGCCGUUUGCCGGAUUUCCUUCAUCAGCUGAGCCCCCAGUCGCGGACGGACUUCUUGGAAAUUUUGCGGCUGGUCCGCUCUGAUCCCCAGUUUUUGGUCGACCGGUUACAAAGCCUGUCUUCGUCCCAAUUGGCUGCUUUUACUUCUCCAGCCACUAUUUUGGAUACCAAUGAUCCCGCGUUCCCUUCAACUUCCCGGGCUCGGGCCCAGUCUUUCUUAAACAGGAGCCAGGCUCAGUCCGCUGCCUUUAAGGAUCACGCAUAUGCCUUUGAGAGGACUGACCCGCUAUCUAUACUGCUGUUUAAUGUUUUUGCUGCUCCUUUGGAUCCGGAGACGCCUGAAUCCCGUUUGCGUUUGGAAGUGUGGUCGUCUGUCUGCGCUCAACUAAUCUCCAACGGAAGUAGUAGAUACUAUCCUCUCAUCGGCCAGAUCCUUUCUUCCUGGACUACCGGCAGCACUUGGAAAGCGCGCCCCAAAUUUGAACUUUACUUAAUGGACAUUUUACAAACCGGUGCUUUUCUCCUAGAGCCUAUAGCCACACCACCCGGGUUGGAUUUUGCCAUGGAUUCUCUGGACCCCAUGCGAACGGAUGUUGCAGAGGAAUUCUUUGCUUCUGCCGUGGAUGACUUGUUCUGUGUACUUGAUGACCCGGAUGGCGGCUUUCCUCAGGCCGUGCUCCAGUUUGCAAAGGCCGUUUUGCGGAAGCUGGAUAAUCCCGAGGCUAGCAGUCGUUUCUUGGAGUUUUUAUUCCUCCAGUGGUUCUUUUCAAAGUUCCUAUAUGGCGCAUUGACGUAUCCUGAGACCCACGGACUGCUUUUAGACUUCCAUAUCAGAAAAGAUGCUCGCGAGAAAUUGCUGAACCAGGUUGGGCAUCGCGCCUACGCUCAAGUCUUUGCUGUUUUGCGUUCAAUGCAUCAUUUCUCAAUCCCUCGUCCGACAAUCAAGGGCCGUGUUGAAAAUAUGCUCUCUCGGUUUCAUAACACGAUGUCGCCGAAGGUAUCGGCAGACCCUUCUAUUCCCUCUUCACACACGCCACUUCCUUAUCAACGAAAAUCUGCUUCAACUUUCCUAAUGAUGUCUGCUUUGGAUGUUCUCACACUCCUAGACGCUCUUUUUCAACAGAGUCCCUCUUCAUUGCAUUCUUCACCAGCCUCUACGGGAGUUCAAUUUUGGCCAUCCAGUCAAUCACCAUCUAUCAACAUUCGGCCAGACUCAAUUUCGGAUUCUGGAUUCACUCGUUUCAACCAAAAUACAAGUUCAAACCCUACAUCACAUAAUGGUUCCAUCUUUUCGGUGGAAACUCAUUCUAUCUCAACGCCGGAAAAUAGCCUGUCUGAAAAGGCUGCUCGCAUUCGAUUCGAGUUAACUGAUUUAGAUCAUCCUAAUGAGCGGUUGAGCUUAGAGCACCCCUCCGGCGAGCAUUGGACCAUCUUCUCGGUUGCAGCAGACGGCCAUGGCUUAACUUGGAGUCUCCUCCCAGAUACCAGAUAUGAAACGUCAAAAGGCCCGAUAAUUGAAAGUGAAGAUGACGCGCACUCCACGACGCUAGGACUGGAGGAAAAUCACGAAGCAUUACAGACAGCGAUAGUUCGACUUGUCAAGGAGAACCGCAUUCAAGAUGCGGGCGACUAUGGGUUUCUUUCACACCAUACUACGCAGCCAGCAGCCAUGUCCUUAAAGCAGCGGUUCAACGAAGCGAUGUUCUGCUGCCAUCAUGACUCUGAUUUUGUUGGUGCACACUACUGGUGGAAUGCUUCACGGCAACUUGGGCAACGAGGAACACCUAGCUCGUCGGGGGCCACAGACGAUUCAUGGAUUUUAGGCCCGAUGCAUGAGAAUUAUAGUCGCUCACUGAACCAAUCACGAGCUAUCAUUGAGCGUUGCGAGAGCGACUUUGUGUCUCUCGAUCACAGUCUCCGCCGACUCCAAACUCAAGUGAAAGACAUGACAGCCACUUUUUGCAAGAUCCGAGACAAGAUGUGGUACAUGAAUGACGUCAAGAAUUCUAUAAGAUAUGAGGAGGCUAAACAUGUGGCUAUGGCUUUGAAAACGAUGAUCUACUCGGCCCGACUCUUCAGCCAAUUCCCUGAAGAGCAACGUUCUCGUUAUGGGGCGAAGUCUUUGGGCGGUUCCUUGUUCCAGAAACCCGAAGUGCAAGUUAUGAAUAUGAUGAAGGCACCCAGCAGCCAGGGUGGACCAAAUAAGCUUUCUGACGAGCAAGUCGAGCUGACUCGGAAAUGGUUGUCGCACAACGGAAUCGACAAUUUCUGCAAGGGUGAAGAAAGAAUCCAUCGAUUCUGUUACGAGGUCCGAAUGAGCAUCAAUAAGCUAGUGGGUGAAACAAUGACUGAGACACCGGUGUUAUGGGCAAGUGAGCUUUUCCAGAGAGAACGCUCAAGAUUUGAGGGUUACGGCUCUCGCACCUUCCCCGGAAUGUCUAUGCCUAGCACUCCUCGGCCCUCAACAACCACAAGCGAGGACACAAAUUCCGCUUCUCACUUCUAUAGUGCCAAUAUGCCUAUGCCUGAUCCCAUGCCUCGUCUUUCACAAGAUACACCAUCAUUGGCUAGCAAGCCCUCUAUCCAAAGCAUAAUCUCCGAUAAAUGGAGGCCUCAGCGUGACUUACCUUCGAUUGACAUGUCCUCUCUCGGUGGUUCGCCUGGUCGUGCUGCUUCGAUAUCGACCGGUGACACCUAUAGUACAUUCUGGUCUGCACCCCAGCGGCACCCUAUGUAUGCCACUAGCGCGUCGAGCGUGUACUCGCGACCACCAUCUAUGUUUAGUGAGACGGCAACCCGCCAGCCCCGUCGUGUCGAACGUAAAACACAGGGGAAGACGGAGUUCAUGGAUGGCUUGAGACAGACACUGACUAGCUUGCUUCUAAGUGAUUUGGGCUCUCCAGUAUGGAGUUGUGGUAGUGAAACUGACGCCUGGUUCACCAAUGCGCUAGGCCAGAAACGCAUUCAGGUAGAAAUGCGCCGACGAGCUGCUGUGCAGAAAUUCUACGUCGAUUAUGAAGAGCGCUCCAAGCACCUUGGUCAGCAACGUGGUUCAUUGAAAGGUCGCCGGAGCAGGUCUCUGGGUAACCUGCGCAUAUCUCAACACAAUGCUCCUCGUGUGGAAGCCUCGUCGCAGCUGCCGCAAGCAUCUUCGGAACCGAAUGGGCAGUCGGACUUUUCAUACAAGGCAGUCUUUCAUCGGCUGAUCGAAGUAUUCUCGCGUCAUGGAAAUCCCUUCGUAAAGCUCAACGCGUUGCGUGACCUGCGUUCCUUGGUGGUUGCAUCGCUCAUUUCGCCACAAUAUGCCGAUUCCCCUGCUACUAUCAGCUCUUCCACCGGAGAAGGUGACAGGAUGCGAAACAGUUCUCGACUCCAUCGAGCCAGCCGCCACAGUUUCUCAGAGGGGCGGGCCAACAACCUACCACAGAUGGACCCAGUGCUACCUUCUUCUGCUCCUCCCGAAUCAGUUACAUGUGGCUCCCGACGGUCUGAUUACUCCACUCCGUCGGAAACACAAAUUGUAGCAGCCUUGCGCGAUCUGAUUCUAGAAGUGAAGCCGAAGACCCUUUUCAGAGACUUGCAGUUUAUCUCAGCGUUCGUCCCAGGAGAUCAGCUAAACAAAACGGACCGCGGGACAGCAUUCCUCCAAUUCGGACUGGCCGCACUAAGUCUCAAAGAAGAGAUCUGCCACAGCAUGGUCGAGAUCGCCGACAGAAUCGUCUUCCAGGAGCUGUCUCGUCGCUAUCCUCCCUUCGCCUCGGACUUCCAAUCUCGCCCUGGCCAUGCUAUCCAAGAUGCAGCAGGAAUGUGGAUCAUCACUGCUAAAGAGGGCAAUCCAGUUGCACAGCGCGAACUUGCAAUCCUUUAUCUAACUCACCCAGAACUUCUCCCACGCGUGACACUCCCUCUGACCCUCCCACGGGAUACCUUUAAGGCGGAGAUGAUGUACCGACGAGACAAAGACUCUAAAUCGGACCCACAGAGUAUGUGCCUGGCGCUGCACUGGAUGCAGCUGUCAGCCAGUGGUGGCGAUACCCUUGCUCGGAAUCGACUCCGUGAGCGUGAGGAGUUCGAUUCCAUUGCAUGA
This is a messenger RNA of Penicillium griseofulvum, 6552 nucleotides long. RefSeq lists its product as uncharacterized. Bases 1 to 6552 code for a protein of 2183 amino acids. The transcript has 6 exons. Lineage: Eukaryota; Fungi; Ascomycota; Eurotiomycetes; Eurotiales; Aspergillaceae. The record is from RefSeq and is a predicted model, not a curated record.